Lycium ferocissimum is the source of this 1171-nucleotide messenger RNA. Its product is annotated as protein SMALL AUXIN UP-REGULATED RNA 51-like. Bases 131 to 592 code for a protein of 153 amino acids. The transcript has a single exon. The record is from RefSeq and is a predicted model, not a curated record. Lineage: Eukaryota; Viridiplantae; Streptophyta; Magnoliopsida; Solanales; Solanaceae. Gene Ontology annotation, biological process: response to auxin.
GCACUAUAUAAGCUGGGUGUAACAUACUUAAAAGAAGCACACCAAGUUAGAAAACCCUACAAAAAAGACCAAGAAAACAAAACCCCUAGAGUCAAAAAAUCAAAAGAAAAUAAGACAUUGUUUUAUCAAAAUGGCAAGAACCAAUGGGAAGAAAAAGAUGAACAAGAUAGUGAAUUUGAAAAUUGUGGUGGAGAAGUUACAAAGGAGUCUUUCAAUGGUGAGGAGAUUGGCAGCCGAAUUCGAUAACAAUAAGCAUCAGCAUAACCAACCAGAUCAAAACGACUCCUCGCAUAGCGUGCCAGAGGACGUUAAGGAAGGGCAUUUUGCUGUGAUUGCUGUGGAUGAGGAUGAAUUGAAGAGAUUUGUGGUGCCAUUGAAAUGCUUAACACACCCUUCAUUCUUGAAGCUCUUGGAACAAGCUGCUGAGGAGUAUGGUUUUGAUCAUGAUGGUGCACUUACAGUGCCAUGCAGGCCAAGUGAAUUUGAGGGAAUUUUGGCUCAUGAACAAUGGCUUGAAGGGAAUAAUAUGGAUCAAUCAAGAUUUGAUGAUAAUGGUGUUAAUUGGAGUUCAAGUAUGGUGAAAAGUUGUUAAAAUAAUGGAGCAAAGAAAAAAACAAGCUAAGAAAAUUUAAUUAGCUUAAGUUUGCUUCUUCACUCCCAUGAAACUUGGAUUAACUUAUCUUAUUGAGUCUCUAUUCAAGUUAAGGGACAGCGUUAAUUGGUUUUCUCAUCUUAUCAUCCUAAAUUAGAUAUUCUAAAACUUGAGUAUUGUAGCUGGUAGGGUAUAUAUAUUGCAAUUUUUCGCCGAAGGUGUGGAUUGGGCGAAAUGAUUGCAGCGAAGAAUUGAGAAGAAACGUAGUGCAAUGUCUGUAAACAUUGUUAAAAAGAUCAAUACAAUAUGACCUAAUCGUUCUUGUCGAAUCGCUCUAUUGUUUGUUCUUGACUGUUAGACGAGGAGCUGGAGAGAGGGAUAAUAGAUCCUCCCUUAGAAUGGUAGCUUCUAUUUCUUGAUUGUUCUUCUUCCAAGGUCCUGAACAUGGUUGAGUUGUUGCAUGCAUUACAUGUACAUUUCUUUAUGUUGUUUUACUAGAGUAUAUAAGGAAAAUUUAAUUUCUUAUAAUUGGAAAGUUCUUAAAUAAUCAGUAAUAAAAUUAGUUACUGACUUGAGUGA